Molecule: messenger RNA, 1928 nt
Organism: Wyeomyia smithii (pitcher-plant mosquito)
Lineage: Eukaryota; Metazoa; Arthropoda; Insecta; Diptera; Culicidae
Exons: 4
Coding region: 118-1068 (316 amino acids)
Source: RefSeq, a predicted model, not a curated record
GCUUCGACAUCGACGCUCUGGAUACUGCAGCAAAAUUUGUUAUUUUUUAUUUUAUUGUUGUGGUGAUGUUCUAUGUAAUCAAACACAUAAAAAAGCGAAGGAUUCUCUUUGCUAAAUAUGCUAGGUAAAAGUAAAGGAAAAGUUAUAUAUUUGUGCAGUGUGGCGCAAUGCCCUUCAAAAUACGUGAAAAACCGGUCAGGAAAUCUCAGCUUUCACCGGUGGCCCGAUCCGUCGAGAACCAGCAUACCGCACUUGCGUCAUUUGGCUGGUCUCCGUUUAUCUGCGUGGAAUAAAUUUGCGAAAUCCCUUAGUAUACCCCCCAAAAAUAAGAGAAUAUGUGGCAAACACUUUGUUUCCGGCAAACCCGCCAAAACAACGGACACCGCUUGCGUGGAUUGGGUCCCAAGUCUCUGUCUGCCGGACCAUGACUAUUGUGUUGAAGCUGCAGAGCCACUUGCUGAAGCAUUUCUUGAUUCCUUGAUCGAGGAGACAGCACUUGAUCUACCCGAGGUAAAAUAUGAUCCUUUAGCUGUACCAAACAACGACUGGAUGGAAACAUAUGAGUAUCAUGAUGAAAACUCAACAGCUGCAGAGACAUCUUCAUCAUUUGAAACAGAAACAUCAUCCGAAACCGAAUACUGGGAAUCUAACCGGCAAAACUCGAUAGCGGUGCAGGCUACAUGUUCCGUACGAAGUCAUGCUACGCAAACUGAAGGUACAACAGAUUUUGAAAAUAGCAUAAUCUUACAUCAAACAAAAAAGAUCAAGCGUAUGCAGAAAACUAUUGACGCGCAGAGCCGUGAGAUAGCAGAGCUUAAAAAGUCUCUUCUGAGUUUGAUGAACACAACAGCUUUUGAAAACGGCACACCGCAAGCCACGUUACUAAUAACAGUGCUCUUUCACAAGACAAGUAUAAAGCGAAACGAAAUAACGCAUCAGAAAUCCUAUCCGUAUACGCCUGGGCACAAACGGAGAACAUCGAAAAGUGAGUUUUUGAAACAAAACGUGGACCCGACGGAAAGAUUGAGCAGCGGCCGGGUAUCGACUACGACGAGGUUUACGCACUGAUGGUCCGGUACUAGACGAUAAGAUACCUGAUGGUGUUGGAGACAAAGUUCGACCUUAAUGUGAACCAAAUGAACGCGGUCACGGCUCCCGGGCAAGGGAAGCUCAACGACAAAAUAAUCCAUAUGCAGUAACCAGAUUUGUAAGCGCGUUGUACGGUCUGAAGCAAUCCAGCAGUGUUUGGAAUCAGCAGCGCCAGGAUGAGGUAGACACCUGUUUUUACUACGAGGUCGAUGGAGAAGUCUUUGUUAUCAUAUCUCUACACCUUUUGAAAGCAGUGAGCGGUUGUACAAAUCAAUGUUCUUUUACCUUACCUUACCAAACAAUCCCAAGCCUUAUGGUGUGGCCUAUGCUGUACGUAAGAGUCGGCUCCAUUUCAUUCGGUCCAUAGCUGUAGUACGCCAGCUCUUCAGUCUGCGUAGGGUCUGUAGGUCAUCUUCCACCUCGUGCACCUCUCGUCUCGUCUCUGACGGAUUGAGAACCGUCUACUGGGCUGUCGUCCAACAUGCCCAGCCCACUACAACUCGUCAAUCUAACAGCUCCUGCAGUUAGUGGUUCAUUUGCCUUCUCCACAUUCCGUUCUCCUUCUGCAGUCCACCGAAGAUGGUACGCAACACUUACUUGCGUUCCUGGUGAAACAUCCCUCAGGAUUUUACCUGCGUUACAAUGUUACGCCGACGCACUUGAUCCAUGACAGCUUGUCUCCAGUUUCUAGAGCGUCCUUAAUUUAUUAAAUCUUGCUCCUCUUGGUCUAUUGGCCGGAUUCCAGACGAACACCAUUUUUGCGGGAUUGUUGUCCGGCGUUCUUACAACAUGUCCCGUUCAUUGUACCCUUCUAGCUUGAGCGACUUUCUGGUUACUGG